UAGGUUUUUGCAAAAUCAUCACAGUUUCAUUCUAAAGCUUGUGCUGAAUCGUUCAUAUCUGAGCAGUUUUUUAUCUUCUUCGAUUAUAAAAGUUAAUCAUGAGAGUUUUGCUUAUAUUAUCAUUGAUUGGUGUGGCGUGUGCCGAGAAUGCAUUUUUGGCUCCAGCUCCAUUGGCCUAUUCGUCGUUGAUUGUAGACGAACCAAAGCCAAGCUAUGAAUACAGCACCUCUGUACAAACACCAUCAUACAACAACUAUGCACACGUACGCUCUGGCGGAAAUUUUGAGCGAAAAAUUUACAAUUUUGGCGCUCCAUCAUUUGCUGCGCCAGCAUUUGCAGCCCCAGCAUUGGCCGCAGAACCAAUUUUGGCCGAAGCGAAAUUCAUACAACCCGCAAUUGCACAACCGAUCCUUAAAGCAGCUCCGUUAAGCACUGAACUCCGUACAAUUGCCGCGGCACCAGCCUAUGCUAUUCCCACCACUAAAUUGUUACCAAUUGCUUAUGAAACAAAACCAUUCUAUCGAUUUGCUGCUGCACCAGCUGCCGCUCAAAUUUUAAGCGUUGAAAAUAAAUUUAUUGGCGAAGGAAAAUCACAAUAUCAUUCACAAAAUGAAUUGGGCGAAGCGACUUAUGGACACCGUGAACCAUUCCAAUCGCAUGAUGCUGUUCAAGAUGCACAAGGUAACAAGGCUGGUUCGUUCUCUUAUGUUGCACCCGACGGUCGAUUGUUGACCACCGAAUAUAUUGCCGAUCAAGCUGGCUAUCGUGUUGCAUCAAAUGCAUUACCAAAUGCACCAAAUGGCGCCCUAGCAUCGGCCGCUAUUCAACCAAUCAUUGCAGCCGUUGAAAAACCAGCCGAAUUUAACGAUGCCGAAGGUAUCGUUGUUGAGGCAAAAUCACGAAGUCGCCGUUCAGUGGCCAUUGCUCCAGCCAUUGCUCCAGCCAUCGCUCCAGCACCUUCAGCCUACUCAUACAGUCCACUUGCUUAUUCAGCAUACUCCUAUCCAAUCUCGAGCUUAUCAUAUUCAGCACCAGCAGCAUAUUCAGCCCAAGCAGCAUAUUCAGCACCAGCAGCAUACUCUUCAUUGUACUACAAUGCACCACUCUAUCGUUCAUACGCUUAUCCAUCAUACCCAGCUGUAUACAGCUACGCAUUACGAAAAUAGAUAAAAACCGACUGAACACCAAUUCACUCAUCAUAACAUAACAAUGGAUUAUCUUUUUUCUUUAAAUCGAAAUUCCCAUGUUAAUGACUAUUAAAAUGCAACUGUGUUUUUAAGACAAUUUCGAAAUCGAAAUAAAUGAAUAAAUUCAUACAAGAAAUCAAAAACAUGAA
This is a messenger RNA of Contarinia nasturtii (swede midge), 1336 nucleotides long. RefSeq lists its product as uncharacterized. Lineage: Eukaryota; Metazoa; Arthropoda; Insecta; Diptera; Cecidomyiidae. The record is from RefSeq and is a predicted model, not a curated record. Bases 99 to 1166 code for a protein of 355 amino acids. The transcript is spliced from 4 exons.